This is a messenger RNA of Cooperia oncophora, 849 nucleotides long. NCBI's taxonomy places the organism in Eukaryota, Metazoa, Nematoda, Chromadorea, Rhabditida, Trichostrongylidae. The record is from the annotation of a GenBank genome assembly.
AUGAUUGUGUCGCAAUUUUCGAUCCUUGAGAUCGGUGACUCUGGUGACGAGCUGUUCAUGAGCCCAUACCAAGUACGACAGGAAAUUUCUCGACUUAUGGGCGUUUUUGAGGAUGUCACGUCUGGGCUCGUUGCUUUGUACAUGAGGCGAUCGGCGGAACUCAUAUGUGUGGUUGCUGCUCUUCUUGAGAAGAGCGUUCCUUUCGCGUUCGUUUGCUCACAGGGCGAUGCUUCCUCAUUUGGUGCGCGAUGGAUUUUCGACGGGAAAGAGUUGAUCGAACUUCCUUCCAACAAUCUGGACAUCGAAAAUACACCAAAGGGCUUAUGCUACGUAAUAAGAACAUCUGGAAGCACUGGCGUGCCAAAACUGGUCGGCGUUCCAUAUUCCUGCAUUGAGCCCAACAUUGAAGACUUCAGGGAGAGAUUCGCAAUUUCACAUGAAGAUAUCAUUUUAUGCUCAACGUCUUUCCUAUUCGACCCUUCCAUAGUAGAGCUGUUUCUUUCCUUCGUCAGCGGCGCCCGUUUGCUGCUUGUCUCAGAUAAUGCUCGUUCGCAACCACAUUUGUUGUCGGGUGUCUUGAAAAAAUACAGGCCGUCAGUCGUACAGGUAACUCCAUCGGUCCUAUCGCUUCUGGACGACAACACCACUGCAUGGAUGCUAGGCGAUUUAUCUCCAAUCCGAUGCCUUCUCAUAGGAGGCGAACAAUUUCCGGUGCAUCUUGUGAACCGUUUCCGCACAGCUACAAAUUCGACCAAAGUUUUCAAUGUUUAUGGUGUAACUGAAGUCUCGUGUUGGGCUACUGUUUCUGAAGUAAAAUACAGGUCUGAAAUACUGUAUGCUGUUUUGUAA